UCGUCCGUCCGCUCACCCGGGAGAGCUCAGAAAACCUUCGAGAGCAUACAUCUCCUGAGCCCCUGCCCGCGGUGAGGCGCCGGACGGCCGGGCCGGCGUCUACACCAGCCACAAUGGCGGGCUCCAAAGACGCGAGGAGCCCCCUCCUCAUUCUCUUCUACGUCCUCGCCGUCGCCGCCACGGUGGCAGUGGCGCAGGCAACGAACGUCACCUCCGAUGAGGAGUACUGGGCGAAGCGCGCCGAGGAAGCCCGCGCGUACAACAGCGCCGCCUUCGUUAGUGACCCCAUCUCCACCAUGAACCGCUUCAACAAGGACGUGCUGAGGGCCACGACGCGCCGCUCGCUGGCGAAGUACAAGGGUCCGUGCAUGGCGAUCAACCCCAUCGACCGGUGCUGGCGCUGCCGCGACGACUGGGCCAAGGAUCGCAAGCGGCUCGUGCAGUGCGCGCGGGGGUUCGGGCACAAGACCGUCGGCGGCGUGGACGGUAAGUUCUACGUGGUGACGGACGCGAGCGACGACGAGAUGAUCAUCCCCAAGAAGGGCACGCUCCGGUACGGCAUCAUUCAGGACCGGCCGCUGUGGAUCGUCUUCGCGCGCGACAUGGUCAUCCAGCUCCGGCAGGAGCUCAUCGUGAACCGCAACAAGACCAUCGACGGGCGCGGCGCGCAGGUGCACAUCGUCGGCGCGCAGAUCACGGUCCAGAACGUGGAGCACGUCAUCAUCCACAACGUCCACAUCCACCACGCCGUGCAACACAGCGGCGGCAUGAUCCGCGACUCCAAGCACCACUACGGCCAGCGGUCCCGGAGCGACGGCGACGGCAUCUCCAUCAUGGCCUCCAGCAACAUCUGGAUCGACCACGUCUCCAUGUACAACUGCUCCGAUGGGCUCAUCGACGUCGUCAACGGGUCCACCGCCAUCACCAUCUCCAACGGCCACUUCACCAAGCACGAUCACGUGAUGCUGUUCGGGGCAAGCAACUCGAACCCGCAGGACAAGAUCAUGCAGAUCACCGUCGCCUUCAACCACUUCGGGAAAGGGCUCGUGCAGAGGAUGCCAAGGUGCCGGUUCGGGUUCUUCCACGUGGUGAACAACGACUACACGCACUGGAUCAUGUACGCCAUCGGCGGGAACAAGAACCCGACCAUCAUCAGCCAGGGCAACCGGUUCAUCGCCCCCGACGACGUCAACGCCAAGGAGGUGACGAAGCGGGAGUACACGCCGUACAGCGAGUAUAAGGAGUGGGUGUGGAAGUCGCAGGGCGACGUGAUGAUGAACGGCGCCUUCUUCAACGAGUCCGGCGGCCAGAACGAGCGCAAGUACGACCAGCUCGACUUCAUCCCUGCCAAGCACGGCCGAUACGUCGGGCAGCUCACGCAGUUCGCCGGCACGCUCAAGUGCCUCGUCGGCAAGCCGUGCUAG
Molecule: messenger RNA, 1424 nt
Organism: Phragmites australis (common reed)
Lineage: Eukaryota; Viridiplantae; Streptophyta; Magnoliopsida; Poales; Poaceae
Product: pectate lyase-like
Exons: 2
Coding region: 114-1424 (436 amino acids)
Molecular function (GO): pectate lyase activity
Source: RefSeq, a predicted model, not a curated record